This is a messenger RNA of Cooperia oncophora, 402 nucleotides long. Lineage: Eukaryota; Metazoa; Nematoda; Chromadorea; Rhabditida; Trichostrongylidae. The record is from the annotation of a GenBank genome assembly.
AUGUUGAUGCAUGAACUGACGAACGAGACGAAGAGUGGUGUGUUGGAAAUAUCCGAUCUAGACUACGAUGUGGUAUACGAACUGGUUUAUUACAUAUACUGUGGUCGAUGUCAGAAGGAUAUUGGUGACAUUGCGACAGAUUUGCUCAUAGCUGCUGAUAAGUAUCGACUAGUGGAGCUAAAGAAUCACUGUGAGAAAUUCCUUGUGGAGAAUUUGGCAAACGAGAAUGUCUGUCAGUUGCUGAUAAUAGGAGAUUUGUACAAUGCGGAGCGAUUACAGGAGCGAGCCGUCCAGUUCAUUCUUCAACGUCCAAAAUACAUCACAUCAACGCCAGGCUGGGAUGAUAUACUGAAGCAACAUCCCCAUCUAGUCACUCGAAUUGUCAAUCACUUUGAUAAGGUU